Molecule: messenger RNA, 7443 nt
Organism: Chelonia mydas (Green sea turtle)
Lineage: Eukaryota; Metazoa; Chordata; Testudines; Cheloniidae
Product: E1A-binding protein p400
Exons: 39
Coding region: 1233-6755 (1840 amino acids)
Cellular component (GO): Swr1 complex
Molecular function (GO): ATP binding; ATP hydrolysis activity; ATP-dependent chromatin remodeler activity
Source: RefSeq, a predicted model, not a curated record
GGCGGGGAAGAUGCUGGCGCCAGGUCCCGGUGGACAGCAGCCAGGUGCCUUCUGUCGCUGAUCAUCAGUGGCAGCCCUUGGGCUGGUGGGCGGGCUGGCAGACCCCUGGGGCCCCCGAGGCCCUGGCUGAGCGAGUGUCUGUCCCCUUUUCCCGCAGGGACCCUGUCACGCAGCUGUCGGCGCUGUGGUGGGUGCAGCCCCGUGCUGCCGUUGUCCGGGGCAGGGGACGACCUGUCCCCUUGCUGAGCCUUGCACCGCCCCUAAAGCUUGAUGCCUCCACGCAGGUGUCUGUGCCUUUCUGGGGUUUAAGGUUACCCCCAGAAUAGGCUGCUUGACUCUCUAUGCUCCUGGGACAGAUGCUCCUUAACCGCUGGUUUGUUAAAAACAACCCAACAAAACACAGGCUGAGUUAAGCUUGGUGCUGCGUGGCUCCCCUCUGGCUGGUUUUUAGGCCUCGGGAAGGCGCAAGGGGAAUCCUCAAAAAAUCUGGGGCAUCGCUUGAAACAAGACACACUGGGCACCCUUACUUCAGACCUGGAUAUAUAUAUAUAUAAUAUACAGUAGUAGGGGGGCAAAAUCCCUAAAAGCUAGAAGAGAUUCAACCUACAACUCAAGAAACUGCUGAUUGCCACUACGAAUGGAUGAAGGUUCUGAAGGAAUACUUGAUUGAACUAUUUCUUGCUAUAUUUUCAAAAGGAAUAUGAUGAACUUCUUAGCUUUUAAGAAAAAAUACUGUGUGCCAUUACAAGCAUACCUUAGGCAAAGUAGUUUGGAUCUGGAGGAGGAGGAAAAAUCUGAGAUUAUCAAUCAUGAGGUAAAAAACCUUUAAUAACUUGGAAUGGGGACGCUAAAGGAAAUAUUAGUGAAAGCACAGACGUAGCACAAAUAUUUGUACUCAUGAGAUCCCAAGUUCCGAAGAACAAUGAUUUUGCUAGAGAAGUGUUUUUCAAGCAAGUGAAGAAUUUGGUGAAGGCCAUUAGAAACACACAGGAGGUAGAAUGCCUCCCACUCCUCCAACAGUGCAAUUUGCAGGACAGAAACAAAGCCAACAACAGUAAAAUAAUCCAUCCAAGCAUCUGUCUGUGGAAAAUGUGGCAAGUUCACACACUCCUCCAUCUCAGCUGCUAGGGAGACAGCAACCUGCAGACGUCUUCACAGUGGCUUUCCCAGCUUCAUUGCAGCUUUCACAGCAACAACCACCUGUCGGAGAGUUUCCAGAACAGCCUCAGAAAAUGGAGUCCCAGCCACAAAGUAUUUCCAUCGUUUCGGCUCCAUAUAGCCAGCUCAUGAUAUCUCUUCAACAGCAGGAAACCCAAGUGCAUCAACGAAUAGCAGACCUCAGGAAAGAAGGUUUAUGGUCCCUAAGGCGAUUGCCCAAACUUCAAGAGGCUGCAAGACCCAAAUCUCACCAGGAUUAUCUACUGGAAGAAAUGCAAUGGAUGGCAACUGAUUUUGUUCAAGAGCGAAGGUGGAAAACAGCAACUGCUAAGAAGCUGAUCAGAAAUGUGGUGUGCUAUCAUGAAGAUAAGAGGCUUCAUAAGGAGAGGAGCAAGAAAGCAGAACAAAAUCGACUGAGGCGCAUUGCUGCUUCUACUGCUAGAGAAAUUGAACAUUUCUGGUCCAGCAUUAAACAGGUGGUAGAAUUAAAACUGCAAGUAGAAGAAGAAAGAAUGAAAAAUACCUUAAAUGUACAAGAAAUUUCAAAAAGAGGUCAAGAUACAAGAAUUCAGGAUUCAGCAAUAUCUGGGAGAAAAAGAAAAGCAAUCACAUUGCUUACUGAUCACAAAGAGACAGAUGAAGAGAAUGCUGAAGUGAGAAAUUUUGAAAAAGAAAACAUGGGUCAUCAAACUGAGUUGACUGAUUUAGCCAAAGAAGAAAUGGAAGACUCUGUAAGUGAGAGAGCGAGCCCUCUGAAGGAACUAGUAUUCAUAGAGUCACUCCUCAGAAUUGAUCAGCAUGAGAGUACAGAGAAAACAAGUGCUGCAAUGAAACACAUGAGAGACAUAGUAGAGGUUGCUGCUGCUGCAGAAGUGCUGUUACCUAAAGACAGUGCUCAAAUCACAACGACAGUAAAAGGUGAUACUCUGUCCCUGUUGUAUGGGACUCUUAGAGAGUAUCAGAAGAUUGGGCUGGACUGGUUAGUGAAGUUAUAUAAGAAGAAUCUCAAUGGUAUUCUGGGAGAUGAGGCAGGACUUGGCAAAACUACUCAAGUCAUUGCCUUUUUCACACACCUGGCUGGUAAUGAAGGUAACUGGGGUCCUCAUCUUGUUGUUGUACGGAGCUGUAACAUACUGAAGUGGGAGAUUGAACUGAAACACUGGUGCCCUGGGUUGAAACUUCUUCUGUAUUUUGGCAGCCAAAGAGAACUUAUAGAAAAAAAACAGGAGUUGAUGAAACCCAGUAGUUUUAAUGUAUGUAUCACCUCAUACAAGCAACUGUUUAAAGGCCACCAAACCUUGAGGAAAAUGCGAUGGAAGUACUUAGUUGUAGAUGACGUGCAGAAAAUCAAAAAUCUGACUGAGAAGCACUGGGAGGCACUCUUCCAGCUCCAGAGCCAGCAUCGUUUGCUGCUGAUAGACACUCCUUUGCCCAAUGCCUUGAGGGAGUUGUGGACCAUGCUGCAUUUUCUAAUUCCAGGAAUUUCCAUACCUUACCUGGAUUUCCUGGUUAAAGCAGCCAAUGAGGGGACGCAAGAUUAUUGCCAUAAAGUGGCUACAAGAUUGCACAGAAUAAUUCAACCAUUUAUUUUGCGAAGAUCCAAAAGACAUGUUGAAAAACAAUUACCAAAGAAAUAUGAAUAUGUGCUGAAAUGUCAUCUUUCUAAUCGGCAGAAGGCUAUGUAUGAAGAUGUGAUAUUACAACCAAGAAUCCAAGAAACUCUUAAAAAUGGAAACUUUGUUAGUGUCCUUCAUAUUCUGAUGCAGCUCCAAAGGAUCUGUAAUCAUCCUGAUCUGAUAAAACCGAGGCUUUCUGGCUCCUCCUAUGUAUCAGAGACACUGGAAUAUACAACUGCUUCUCUAGUACUAAAGGUACUAGAACGGGAUCUUUGGAAGGAUUCAGACACAUGUCUCUUUGAUCUGAUUGGGCUGGAAAACAAAAUGACUGACUAUGAGGCACAAGUACUGCCCAAACAAAAGGUGACUAGAAAGCUUAUUGAAGAGAUCUACAGCUCCCCUCAUCUUUCACCCAGACCCAACCCAAUGAAGCUCAAACCAAGCAGGUUAUUUCAACCAGUGGAAUAUGGACAGAAACCUGAAGGUUGGAUUAUAGAUUUCCUAAAUCCUUCAUCAUGGCAUACAGGGAAUACAGUAAUGGUUAUGGCAACACAUCAUGGGAAAAAACAAGGAAGAUUGCCUCUUGCCACGUUUUCAGCAAAUCAUAAUAGGAAAGGUUUGAUCUGUGACAAGAUAGUAAAACUAAGCCAGCUGGCCUCCACAGCUGGAGCACAAGGCAAAACUAUUCAGCCAAACAUGCCUGUAACACUGCAGUUUAAAGGGAAAACAUUUACUUUUUCUUAUGGUCAACUCUGCCAGCUUACUGGAGGACGUCUUCGGCAACUUCAAGUUACCAAUUUGGCCGUGGAUGAUCCAGAAACUGAAUCAAAAUCUGUAUCUACCCUGGAAUGUCCAACACAGACAGCAUUUGACGAAAGGAACAGGCACCUAAAAGAGCGCCUGGACAGAAUAUUUUCUGGAAAUGAGCGACGUUGUUCCAGAGUCCCAAUGUAUGGCAGAGACAUGUUGGGAAUUUGCUCUUUGAUUGGUGAAAAAAAGAUUCCUCAGCAGAGUUCUACCAGGGACAACAAAUGGAUGUGGGCUGGUUUUGUGAACUGUUGCCUUUCUUCAAGUGGCUCAGGAGGCCAAAAUGAUCCACUGCAAGCCCUGAUCCUGACAUCCAAUCAGCGACAGGAAUCCCUACAGGAUUAUAUUAAUAGCGCUCUCUGUGUGCUGCCGGCAGCAGUUGCUGCUCCCGCAUAUUUGCGUGUUGGAAAUCCUUCCCCUUCAUAUAGGCAUGGAAUGAAAAUUUUCAAGCACAAUCUUAAAGAGCAGGCAGCUCCCUAUUUAUAUCAGCUGCAACAGAUUACAACUCCACGCUUACUACAGUUCCCUGAUCGCCGACUGGUGCAGUUCGAUUCAGGCAAAUUGGAAGCUCUUGCUGGCUUGCUUCAGAAGUUGAAAUCUAAAGGACACCGUGUGCUGAUUCUAACACAGAUGAUUCUAAUGUUAGAUAUACUGGAGCUGUUCUUAAAUGUCCAUUUUCUCACCUACAUAAGAAUUGAUGAAAAUGUCAGCUGUGAGCAAUAUCAGGAGCUGAUAAAAAGAUUCAACAGAGAUAAGCGAAUCUUCUGUGCCAUUCUUUCCUCCCACAGUCCUUCCAUGGGUGGCAGUCAUGUACAGGCAAACAUUGUUGUGUUCUGUGACACUGAUUUAGAUCCACUGAUGCAUGCAAAAGCUCAGGAAUGGUGUGAUAUAGUUGGGAGAAACAAAGACAUCCACAUAUACAGGCUUGUAAGUGGUAAUUCCGUAGAAGAGAUGCUGUUGAAAAAUGGCUCAAAAUGUUUGAUUAAAGAAGUAGCUGCUCAGGGAAAUAACUAUCCUAUGACAUUUUUAACACAGCAAACUGCUCAGGAGUUACUUGAAGUACAUUCUUCGUUAGGGGACCUUGAUUUCAGAGUCAAAGCUGGGGAGUUUGUGGUACUUUCUGAGAAACCUUCUCUGGAAGAAACAAUCUCGCCCAAAGUUGCACGGCUUUUUGCAGAGGCUCUUAGUGUUGAACAGAGAAAAGAGGAUCUUGGAAAAUAUGCACAAGAGGCAAGAAUUGAGUCAAGAAUUGAAGUAACUUCAGAGUUAUGCUGUCCAAGAAGUAUUAAGGCUCCGUCACAGUUAGAGGAAUUGGCUGACAUUAUGGAUCUGCUGACGCCAAUUGAAAAGUAUGCUUUGAAUUACUUGGAAUUAUUUCCUGACAACAAUGAUCAGGGAAAGCAGAAAGUCAAUGAGAAGUCGAAAACUGCAAACAGAGAGUGGGAACUCAAUCAUAUCAAAGAGCUGAAGGAAAAAGAAGAUAAAAUGCAGUUGGAAGAGGAGGAAGAGCUCCUAACCUACACCAGGCAAGAUGCAUAUAACAUGGAGUAUGUCUGUGAAGACCCAGAUGGACAAAUAGAAAGAAUGCCUAUUUGGACUCCCCUUACUCUGCCUUCAGAUCACGAUAACGUCUACGUUGAUUCUGUUAUGUGCCUGAUGUAUGAUUCCACGCCAAUUUCAGAGUCUAAGCUGCCCCCUUUGUUUGCCAGGAAGGAGAGUAAGCAAUUCAGAAUGGAUCCACCUGCUGCAGUUCGGAGGAAUAAACGUCAUCAUGGAGAGGUGGCUGUUCCUCCUCGGUCACUUUUUCACCGAGGGACUCCAAGAACAUUGAAAAUACGUCGAAAGGUCAAUGAGCAGAAGACCAUCCUGCUGAAACAGCAAACAUAUUUUGCAAAACCUUUGCCUGCUGUUGUCAAACCAGCUGCUGAGGCAGCUGCUGGGCAGGACAAUCCUGAGUGGCUGAUCAGUGAAGACUGGGUGCUGCUACAAGCAGUGAAACAGUUACUGGAGCAUCCUUCAAAUCUUGCCAUUAUGUCACCGGUGCACACACUCAAUUGGGAUCUUGUUAGUGACCUUGUUAACUCCUAUAGCCAAGUUUAUCACUCACCAAAACAAUGCCAAAAUCGGUAUGAAAAUGUUGUUAUUCCAAGAGAAGAAGGAAGGAACAUCAGUAGUCACCUUGUUUGUGCCAGACAUAUCUAUGCUGAAGACCCGAAUGCUGCACACACCCAACUUUACAUGAGUCACUUUGAUUUAAUGAAAAAGAUAGCAAGAAAAAGAAGUCCCUCGGUUAAACCUCUAAGAAAUAACUAUGACAAGCCAUCCUCCAUGAUUCACGCUGCAUUCUGCUGUACAGAGUCUAUGUCAAAAGAGCACAAGGCUUCAGGAGGUGCAAGUACAGCUCAGGUACAAACAGCUGCAGCAUCCAGUGCUCCAACAGAAUUAGUGACUGUAACAUCUACUCAGGGUUCUCAAGCAGGAAUGUCUGUGGCAGCAUCAUCGAUAGUAACCACCAGUCUGACAACAUGGCAGACCCAAACGCCCUUAGUGGCUCAGGUUAUGUCAGCCAAGCCAACAGAAGUUCAGCUUUUUAGUAAAACAGUCACACCUGUCCAUUUCCAGCUUCCUAGGCAGCAGGAGACAGAAGCAGUUGAGGUGCAAGUCCCACGGAUUCAGUCCCAGCUUCAAGCACAAGGACAGAUCCAGGUCCAAACACCUCAGGCAGCACAAGUUCCUCAGGCAAAUCUUCCAGUGAUGUCUGUUCCACCAACAAUUGUACCAUCUGCAGGAGCUGCAACACUCCCUCUUACUGAGAUCUCUGUCACUGAGAUUAGCGUUGCCCUUGGGCAUUCACAGAAAGCAGCAGGAGCCCAGACAUUGGAUGUACAUAUCCAUCAGUUUCCAAAACUUACACAUCAAGUAGCUCAGCAACAGAGCCAUUCAUUCCCAGAUGGUUCAAGGCCAAGCUACUGUGUAGAAAAGGUUCAGGCUCAGUCACAAACUGCGGCAGUGUCCGUCAUCACCCGCAGGUCACCACGCCUAAAUGAUUUCUGCAGUAAUGGCUACAGCUCAGGUGAUCCCCCAGAAAUCAAUAGAGGAACAGGUCCUGACAAUAGUCUCUCUCCAGUCACUGACCCCAGGUGUACAGAACUCAGCAGUCUCAACCAAAAUUAGCAAGUAAAAGUGCACAGGAGGUUACCUACUUUCAUACUGUGAAAGCAUCUAUGAAACCUUGUUGAACUAAUGAUUACAUUAGAAUAAGCAGAAAAGUACAGUAUUUUAUAUUUGCUAAACCAUGACAAUAAAAUCCGCAGGUUGUCCACAUUUUAUUUUCCAAAUGAAGACUGAGCACUUUUUUACAGACAUAAAUGCAAGAGAAGUUAUUACUGAAAUCUGAAAAAAGAAAAAUGUACCCAACAUUGAAAAUAUAUUAAUUGUAAUGUACAGAUAAAAGGUCUGUUAAAAUGAAAUGCUUUCUGCUGACAGAAAAUAACCAUCUUUCUGUACCAAAGCAGUGAAUAACUAAAUUACAGAGACAGAGGUGUAAUCAACAUGUUCAUCAUAUUGCUAGGCUAUUGUCUCAAGAACAAUAUCAAAUAAUAGCCAGUUAUUCUUUAAACAGAAGUACAUUUUACUUGUGGAGUGUUGCACUAAAUGGAAUGCAUAACAAUGAAAACUGCUGGCUUUUUUUUGUUAGAUCUACUGAACUGAAUAGGUGUCCUGUUAGGUGUAUGGAAACAAAAUGUAAACUAAAUUUUUAGAUGAAUCUUUAGCGCUGUAAAGUAGGAAAUCACUGAGCACUGACAUACUGCCUAAACUGAGUGUAAGUUGAACAAUAAAGUGUCCUUUCUUUUUAUAUAAA